This is a messenger RNA of Vespa crabro (European hornet), 1736 nucleotides long. RefSeq names its product ADP-ribosylation factor-like protein 16. The transcript is spliced from 2 exons. The record is from RefSeq and is a predicted model, not a curated record. Lineage: Eukaryota; Metazoa; Arthropoda; Insecta; Hymenoptera; Vespidae. Bases 805 to 1332 code for a protein of 175 amino acids. Gene Ontology annotation, molecular function: GTP binding; GTPase activity.
UUUAUAUGCUAUUUACAUGUCAUUUCGUUUCGUUUGGUUAAGUAAAUAAGUUUGAUUAAAUAUAUUGUUUAUUUAAUUUGAUUAAGCAAAUUUUAUUAAGGAUAUUGUAAGAAAAUAGUAAUAUAUAGCAUUUCUCACUCAGUUCAACAAAUGAAAACUGUACUAUUGUGCACAUUUGUUCUAAAUAUUUCUAUAUAUUGUGAUAUUGGUUUUAUUAUGUUUUAGAUAUAAACGUAUACAUAUUAUUUUAUUACUUGUUAAAGUUUAAAAUAUGACUGUGUACAUUAUAAUGUGCCCAUGUAUUUUAUAUCGAUGCACCAUACACAACAGAACAGAUUGUACUUAUAAAAUUAAUUGUCAUAUAUACAUUUUUUUUUUAUGUGGAUUACAAGAAAUAAUUAUAUUAUGUUGCUAAGUGUAUAUGUUUAUUAUGUAUCAGAUAUUCGUUGUAAUAAUAAAGAAUUUUGUUUGAGUAAAUUACAACCAUGUAUACUAUAACUGUGCUGAAGUUCAUGGAAUAUAAUAAAAUAUCACUAUGUUGACAAUUAAUAUUGAUAAUAUUUAUAGUCUUUUGUAAACAUAAAGAAAACUUUAAUUAUUUCUAAGAAUUCUUGUUGUUAGAUCAAUAUUAUAGAUACAUAUUUUACGUACGACAUACAUACAUCAUCCUUUCAAAUCAAUGAUAUAUAUGAAACGCAAUUGUUCUAAUAAUUUACAUAUAUAAAAGAAAAUAUUUUUCUUUGUGUUUUUCAGUUUUAUAAAAUUAUCGUGAAGUUUUUAUUAUUUAUAGAAUAAGUUAUAAACAUGUGUUUAUGUCUUGGUGCUUUGAAAUCUGGUAAAACGCUUCUGUUGAAACGUCUUCAAGGUGACGAAAUAGAUGAUGCGACUCACACAGUACAAACUAAUGGUAUCAAUUUAUUUACAGUAAAAAAUGAUACUGGUGAAUUUGACAUAAUUAUUAGAGAGAUUGGUGGUAAUAUGGCACCAAUAUGGAAACAUUAUUUCGACAAGGUUUAUAAAUUAAUUUAUGUCGUGGAUACCAGUAAUCUUUGCCAAAUUAGUGCGGCUGGUGUUUUAUUGUACUCGACAUUAGUUGAGCCAAGAUUAAAAAAUAUAAAAAUUGCACUAAUUUUAAACAAGAUGGAUCUUUCUUAUAGACAAAUGAGAAAUGAAGCUCUUCUAAUGCUUCAAUUUGCACGUUUGAAGAAAGAAAUUACUCAGGAGAUAAGUGUAAUUGAAACUAGUGGAAUAACAGGACAAGGUCUUGAAGACUUACGCAAUUGGUUAUUUGAUCCAUAUACUUUAAAAAUUGUAAAAAAUACAAAAAAAUAAAUUAUCGCAAAGUAAUAGUAAAAAUCCUAUCUCCAAAUGGAUGACUCUCUUUAUUUACAUUCAAUCUUACAAAUAUGUAAAUUUAUUGUUAUAAUUCCAUUUAGCGGCUAAAACAGUCAUUUUAUUAAAACAAUUUGGUAAUAACACAAAUAUUUAUACCAUAGUACUUAUACAGUUGAAAACUGUUAAAUAAUGUCUAUUUAUAUAGACAGUAGUAAUUGUUAGCAUGCUUUAAAACGAUAUCGAAAUAAGGGAUAGUGAGAAUAAUAAAUGAUAAAGCAUUGCAGUAUAGUUAAAUUUAUGGAAACAUCACAGAUACUUUUUUGUUCUGUUAUAAUAAUUUAUAUUUGAAAAUAAUGUAUAUUAUAAUAAGAAGAGAGAAAAAAAAAAUAAUAUGAAAUUUA